AGGAAUUGUACAAUAUUAUCAACGGACGUUUCUGGUUAGGUUCGAAGGACUUUACUCAUCGUAGGGGGAAUCUGUGGGCGUGUGUUGUGACGACGAAUCAAUAUUGUUAUUCAUUUAAAUCAUGGAUUCAAAUUAUAUGAACAAUUAUUUUAUGUAGUGUUUGUUGCGAGCUCAUUAUUAAAAUGGAUUAUCACCAUAGUCUUUUGCGGUUAACGUCAACUGAAGACCUUGAAAACGCCGAAGACUUCAAUGAUAUGCUGGUUCAAAUUGUGGAAAAUGUCCAUCAAAUUCUACCAGAAAACGUCAUUGAUGAAAUUCAAAAGACUUUUGGAAGGAACAACAAUCCGAGGGAAGCGUACUUGAAGACACUAUUGUAUUGUCUCAAUGGUGUUCGAAAGUCCAUACCACUCGAUAGCAACACCUUCCUGGGAGUCAACCAAUUUCGUUCCGUGAAAAUUAGUAUCGAAAUUGUAAUAUCAAUGAUGAUACCUUGCCUCCUGCCAGGGGUUGGAAUUGGCAUACAACAUUUAUGCCCUCGAGCAGCUAAAUUACCUGUCGAAGAUCUCACAGAUCUAGAGAAAUAUGACCGUUUAUCUGCAACAGUACAAACGAUUGCUGAUUGUUUUGAUGAGACAACAAUGCGUCCAGCAGUUUUACUGCAACUUGGGCCAUUGCUUGCAGCUUUUUUACAAUUAUCAUUUGCACCUCUGAUGAAGCCUUGUACCGAGAACAAACAAUUCUCAGAUAACGCUUCUGCGUCAGUGAAAUUUAGUAUGUCGGUAGAUCUGUAUAAUAAGUUAAAAGAAGAGCAGGCACAGUUCAAAGCAAGGCUUACAUCAAUGAUUGAUAAAGCACCGCAAUCGAUUGUUAUUCGAGAAUUAAUGAUAAUUCUUGGAGUUCAAGGUGCUCCAAAGUGGCUACAAAGAGAAACCAGGAGACUCCUGGUCAACAGGAUUAUGAAACCAAAGGGUAUCGCAUCUCUAGUACUAUCCAUAUGUGAUAAUGGUAUAGAUUUAGGUGCUCAUUGGUCAAAAUUAGAUAUUAUUGCAAAAUUAAUCGCUGCUCCGCAAAGCCCCCAACCAGAGAUUUAUUACGAAUCCAUAUGCUCUCAGCUACUCGAUCUUCUGGAUUCUAAAGCGAGAGAUUCAUUGAUAGUAACCAACUGGUGCAUCAACGCACUCUAUGAGAAAAACACAACUAUUUUCAUUGAGAAAAUUCUUAAUCCUAUCUUGGGACCAUUAUUAAUUAAAACCGAAGAAUCUAAGCCAGUUACAAUACUGAAAACUGAGAUCGAAGUCACAAAGUGUAUCGAGAAUCUAUCGAAAUGUUUUAUCACCACUGGAGCUAAAUUCAAAUGUUUACCAAUUAAACUACUUUCUAUUGCCGCGUUUCCCCUUUUCCAAUUAUACAACAAAGCAUAUCGCACGGCUUAUUUGCAUAGAAAUACAAUUCGGCAGUUGCUGCUUUUACUUUUGAACGAAGAAUCGAUGCAGGAGAAUUUGUUCCUACAGUUUCUAGAUCCAGAAAACCGUUACACAAAACACCAUUUCGGUGAUCGAUUGACUUUCCAAUUUGGCUCCACUGGAGAAUUUGAAAUAUCAAGUGAGCCUGAAAGCCUUAGUUGCGAAGAACUUGGAGACUGCCUAUUGAAUUUAGUACAAUCUGAUCCAGCACUGUCUUACAAGUUGUUUUGUUAUUUAUUGAAAUCUCUAUCACGUCACGACAAAGAAUCUGUUGAUGAAAAAUCAAACGAGGUGCUGACGGGCAAUGACAGAGAUCUCCAAGAAAUGCGUGACAUAGAAAUCAAGUUGGUACGAACGAAGCUUCUAUCAAUUCUUGCCGAAACAUCUGCUAUUCAAGAGGCACAUAUCAAUAAGCCAGAACAAAUUGUAUCGUUCAUAAAAUCGUUGAUCAAAGAAAACUCUCAAAUCGAUAAAGUGAACGGAAAUGACAGCGGUACAGAAUUUAACAUAAUGUACAUUAGUUUGAUGUUGGUAAAAGUUAUACUCACGAGCAAACCAAAGUCAGCGAUAGAUUGGAAGCUGUUUAACGAGUUGAUGGUAUCCCUGAAUGAAAUGGAAUGCAAUGACUCGCAAUUAGAACUCUCGUCACUGUCCAAGGAGGUUGUAACUAUCAUAAAAACACAAGGUGCCUCUGCUCGACCACGUUACCAAGAUCUCUCACUAAGGAAUCAGGAGGCUACUGAAUUCGAUAAGGCGUUACGGGAUCUUGCUGAUCCACUGCUACCAGUUCGUGCCCAUGGCUUAAUGUCGCUCACAAAGUUAAUCGAACGCUCAGAUCCUGAUACUGUAGCCAAGAAGGAUGUAAUCUUGUGUCUUUUUCAAGAAAACCUCAAGCAUGAAGAUUCAUUCAUAUACUUAAGCGCUAUCAACGGAAUCUCUACUCUAGCUACAUCCUACCCCAAGACGGUUAUUGAGUUACUCGUGCAUGAAUUCAUCAAUGUAACGUCUAACAGCAAAGAUAGCAGCUUGUCACCUGAUACUCGAGCUAAGAUUGGAGAGGUUUUAGUCAGAGUGACUAGAUCCCUUGGUGAUCUCACACCAGCUUAUAAAAACAUAUUAAUAAAUGGAUUUCUCUGUGGUACCAGAGAUGUCGAUCCUUUGGUGCGAGCUUCUAGUCUAUCUUGUCUUGGAGAGCUUUGUAAAGUCCUGGGUUACCGUUUGGGAAAUAUAAUAACAGAGGUGAUUCUAUGCAUCGGAAGUAUAAUCAAGACAGAUAAAAUUCCAGAAUGUCGUAGAGCAGCUGUUUUAGUGGCAACUCUAAUGCUUCAAGGAUUAGGAAAAGCCGCUCUAGCCAGUCUAGGAAGCGAGUUACUUCCUCUCUAUCGAGCUCUAUUGAGUCUACGAAAAAAUGAUGAUGACCAAGUAUUGCGCCUCCACGCUCAGCUCGCCAUUGACGAACUAGAUGAUAUCGUACGUGACUUUCUUAUUUCAAAGCCAAGACUCGAAAACAGUAUAUUCAUGUUAAAACCAACGGUGUGAAUUUCAAUUCAUUCUCACAUGCAUUUGAUAAAAAAAAAAACAAAUGUACAGUAGACUAUGUGUAAAUUCAACAUUGAUAAGUGAUUUUUGAAUAAUAAAUUUUUAUAAUUAACAAA
Molecule: messenger RNA, 3118 nt
Organism: Athalia rosae (coleseed sawfly)
Lineage: Eukaryota; Metazoa; Arthropoda; Insecta; Hymenoptera; Athaliidae
Gene: Tango6
Product: transport and Golgi organization protein 6 homolog
Exons: 8
Coding region: 183-3002 (939 amino acids)
Biological process (GO): protein secretion
Source: RefSeq, a predicted model, not a curated record